Messenger RNA from Alternaria novae-zelandiae, 429 nucleotides. RefSeq lists its product as uncharacterized. The transcript is spliced from 2 exons. Bases 1 to 429 code for a protein of 142 amino acids. Lineage: Eukaryota; Fungi; Ascomycota; Dothideomycetes; Pleosporales; Pleosporaceae. The record is from RefSeq and is a predicted model, not a curated record.
AUGGCACCAGACCCGCACCAAGGAGGCCGUCUAGAAGACAUGGCUGCAGAGGGCACGACCAUUCCUGGCGAUGCUGGCAAAAUGAACGUGGUUUCACCCUCUGACCACCCAGAUCAGACUCACACGAAUCUCGCACAUGCAGCAGAUAACGCUUUCGACAUACCGCGCAGUGUGAACGACCGCGGACAAACAGGCGAAGUCAUAACUGGUACUGGCGACCAGCUACCGUCAAGUAUUGAGAAGAAGAACCUGGAUGACGCGGGCUUCGACCCAAGGGCAAAGGGUCACGACCAGUACGCGAAGCAUGCUCGGCAGGAUAAUCCUAUGGACAGCUUGAAGCAUGGAGCUGGUAGUCAUGACGUGGAGGCUGCGCCUGGUGAAGAGGAAGAGAGUCAGGAGGCGCUUCUGAACAAGAGAGGAGCAAAGUAG